Messenger RNA from Stylophora pistillata, 2274 nucleotides. RefSeq lists its product as uncharacterized. The record is from RefSeq and is a predicted model, not a curated record. NCBI's taxonomy places the organism in Eukaryota, Metazoa, Cnidaria, Anthozoa, Scleractinia, Pocilloporidae. Gene Ontology annotation, molecular function: zinc ion binding.
CUGCAUCAAGAGUCUCCGAUAUCGAAACGCGCGCAAUGCAUUCUGGGAUCGUCUCAUAUAAAAAGUGGGCACCAAGCGUGACAGCGGCCAUCUUGAUAACUAAAGCAUCGUCAACAUUUAUACACUUUUACCUCGCGAUUUUACAAUUUUUUCCAGUUUAAAUUAGAUCAUAGUUUGUAUAUAGUUUUAAUAAUAGUUUGUAUAUAGUUUUCACUAGUUUGUAUAUAGUUUUCAUAUAGUUUUCUCGUCGUUUUUGGCGUGGAAAUGAGCGAGACAAGUGAGCUUUCCCUCGAGGAAGUCAACACAUGGAAGGUGGACGCUCUCAAGUUAUUUUGCCGUAAACGAAAUCUUAAAACUUCUGGAGCUAAAGCUGAACUUGUAGCCCGUGUGUUUGCAGCAUCAGAGAUGGGAAUCCAAGUACAAGCAUCGGCUAAAGAACUAAUGUGCAUCACGGAGUCUGAGAGAGCGAAGCUAUUGUUUACUCCUGAGGGCAGCAAGCUUCCCGAUCCUCUUGGGCUAAAGGACGGAUGGAUUGAUGAAAAAGAUGGGCUAACAUCAUGGCCUCCUAUAUUUCUAAGUGACAUUACGAAAUAUCUGAUGGCUGAUCAUCCUGGAAAGGAUAUUAAACUGCACGAACGGGUCAUGAAUGAGUACAAAGAGGGGAAAGCAUACCGCUUAUUUGACUCGGGCUUUCUGAAAGAAGUUUUCUACCAUGAACUAGAAAAUAUGGAUUUUUGCUUCUUGAAAGCAAAAUGUACGCAUUCGAUGAAGGUUGGUGAUACACCACAUACAUCAUGGAUUUGUUCAAGAAAAAAUGGAGAGAUUAUCAGUGCCUACUGUACCUGUACUGCUGGUAUGAGUGGUUCUUGUAUUCAUGUGAUGGCACUGCUGUUCAGAAUUGAAGCAGCAAACCGUAAUGGUAUGACAAAUCCUGCAUGUACGUCCAAAGAGUGUGUGUGGAAUGUUCCAAUAGGAAACAAGACUGUAAUCAAGCCCUCUAGAAUUUGUGAUAUGGAGUGGAAGGCUUCAAAGCUAAAUAAAGAGACGACCAGACCUGCCAUCGAUAGUCGCCGAAAGUUAUUCAAUUCACAUGAAGAGUUGAAGCCCCUGACUCCAAAAGGAAAGAGGAAGUCGUUUUAUAAUAAUUUGAAGGACUUGUUGCCAGAAUCGGCAUUCAUCAAAUUAGCAACGGCUGAGUUUGAGGAACCGUGUUCAACUUCCGUUACAAUAGAAAUUAAUACUGAAGUACCUGAAUGUGUAAUGCCUAAGUCAUCAAAGAAAGACUUAAGUGCUGAUGAUAUACAUCUGAUUGAACAAGGCACCAUUGGUCAGUCUGAGAAUGAGGCAUGGCACGAUUACAGAAAAGGCCGAUUAACUGCCUCUAAUUUCUAUAGAGUGUACACAAAAGUUGAAACCCUUAAAACUAAGGGGGGUGAUGCACAGGAACUAGUGGACACAAUCCAGGGUAAAAGUAAUGGACCAUCGGAACAUUUACCUGCUCUAAAAUAUGGAAGAAACAUGGAGAAAGUUGCUAAGGAUAAGUAUGUGAAACUGUUUCAGAGGGAGCACAAAGAUGCAAAAUUCAGAGAGUGUGGACUAUUUAUUGAUGAAUCUGACCAAUUCAUUGGAGCAUCCCCUGAUCUGCUUGUUGAAUGUUCCUGUUGUGGAUUAGGGGUGCUAGAAGUGAAGUGCCCUUAUUCUAUUGUUAAUGAUUUACCAUCAGAAGACAAUCUUUCCUACCUGGUAAAGAUUAAUGGCAAAAUUGUCUUGAAAGAGAAGCAUGCAUAUUUUGCACAGAUACAGGGACAAAUGGCUGUGACAAAGAGAACAUGGUGUCACUUCCUGGUCUACACCCAAAAGGGUUAUCAUCUGGAGCUAAUCAAGUUCAAUAAUGAUUACUGGGAAAAGAUAAAGCAAAACCUAAUUUGGUUUUAUAAUAAGUAUUUAAGUGAAUGAAUGCUCGUUAAUUAUAACUUGAUACAAAACUUUAUUUACAUGGUGUAAACACUAAAAAUACAUUUGUACAUUUUAUAUACAAUUUAGAAUUUUUACAAUUUCAUAUCUGGAAAAACUGGUCUGACAGUUCUAAAUUGAACUCAAAUAGUCUCUGAAUAGAACAGUAAAAUUGUCUGUUGUGGAAACUGGAAUGGAUGAAUCAAAUCAUGAAAUUUUAUACAAGUAAUGCAUUGACCACACUUCAGUAUGAUUGAAAAUGUUACAGUUUGAUAUUGUUUGCAGUUAUAUAUAUAGUAAUAAUAAAUAAUAUAUUAUUUA